AUGCCGGCAUGGCUUUGGGCAUUGUGCCUUGCCAGCUUCAGGCUGCUCGCGGUCCAAUGCAGCACCGAAAGUGUGCUGAGCGGUGAACCCUGGAGACCAACCGUUUCCAAGAGCAUCCAGAAAUCUGCGAAUCGCAGCAAGUGGCGGCACGCUGAGCAUAUUCUGCGCUGGCGCCGCCGCCUGCAAGAAACGACGACCUUAUCUACACAGACAUUUCCAGGCUUCAAUACGAAGCGCUCGGAGCUGUGCGUGGGGCAGGGCCAGUCCGUUCUGCAGGAGGAGCGCCCGCUUACAAGCACAAGUUUGAGCCUGUGCUCCUAUUGUCGAGGACCCGACAUCGAUCCGUGCAUCUAUGAUGUCUCGGAGUGUUUUGGAAUCUCUCAGGGCUCGUCCUGCAGGGUGCGCUGCAAAGCGCCUUAUCUUGGAGCGUCGUCGAUUGCGCUGUGUCCGGCAUCUGGAACCUCGGGCGAGGAGGCGAACCUGAGCUUCCAGCUGCCGAAUUGCGUUGCGGCUUUGGAGCAAGACAAGGUAUCGUGCCCGAAUCCGACGACAAUCCCAUCGGGCUACUUUCAGGUGCAGGAGACGGGGCAGUGGACCUGCCGAGACGGUCAUCACGGGGAGGCGGUGAGAGAGUGCACCCUGCUACGGGUUGGUGACACGUGCGUCCUGCAGGCUGUCUUCUCUGGCUGUUUGCCUCUGCUGCCAUGCCGUCGACCCGAUCCUGCCUCCGAUUUUCAAGAUGGCAUGUUUGACGUCCCUUCCUGUGGCUUCAAUACCAGCGGCUGUGAAAAUGUUCAGCCCGGCUCCUCGUGUGAGAUCCACUGUCAAGAGCCCUUCAUGGGGCCUAGCGUUACUGCUACAUGUCUCAGCACGAACACCGAUCCAGAUGCCCAGCUGAUCUACACUCGGCCACCAUGCCAAAAGCGCUGCCCCAGCUCAGCAAUACGGGAAGUGGGGCCUGGCUACAAUCACGACUUCGAUCGAGACCGCUGGUCCUGUGCAGAGGGCUUCACCGGCCAAGCCGUGAAGCCUUGUGAGAUCGACGACCAAUGCGGGCGGAAUGUGAGUCUCGCUGGCUGCGCGGAACUUCGGCCCUGCCAAGCUCCAACGCUGGAUUCCUGCAGGUACGACUGGUCAAGUUGUGGCAACUUUGCGCCCGGGACCAGCUGCCGAAUUGCUUGCCGCACGCCAUUCGAAGGCGAAGGCUUCCCGGCCAUUUGCUUGGCCAACAACUCGGAUCCCAUGGCGCCCAUGAACUUCGAGGUGCCCUGGUGCAACUUGAACUGCCCUGACCCUCUUCCGCUACCGGAGGGCUACACCAGGCAAGCGACGGGCUACAGAUGCGACGUCGGCUACACGGGCAUCGUGGAUCGAUCUUGCAGCGUUGCGCCAGAGGAUUGCUCAUGGGAGGUAACGUUUGCUGGCUGCGACAAGCUUGUGAGCUGCAAGGCUCUGCCUGAGCCGGAGGACAGGUGUCAGUUCGAUGUGGAGGACUGUCAGAGACCGGUCCCUUUGGGACAAAGCUGCGAAACGCGCUGCCGCGAGCCCUACGUCGGCCUGAGCUCGCAGAGCAAGUGCCCAACGAGGAACACGGAUCCCGAGAGGACUGUGGACUUUCUCCCACCCAGCUGCGCAGUUCCAGAUUGCCCGGAGCCAGUGCCCCGCGGCUACGCGAAGACGGAGAAUGGCUGGCAAUGUGCUCCGGGAUACGGCGGAACCGUGCUCAGCAGCUGCACAACAUGCGGGAGGCUGGUGCUUCGAGGCUGCACACCGGCCAUUCCCUGCAAGCCGGUAGAAGUCGAGGACCCUUGCCGUUUUAACGCCACAGACUGCUCUACACCCAUCGGUGCUGGUGAGUCGUGCACGAUCACCUGCGGCAAUGCUUACCAAGGGGAGCCGACGUUCGCGACCUGCCCUGCCGACAAUGUCGAUCCCGAGCGUCAAGCUGACAUCGAGCGCCUGCCCGAUUGCAGCCUCUACUGUGGGGAUCCAGACCCACUGCCCGAAGGUUACGUGAUGCAGGUUGACUUCGGGGGCAGGCGACAGUUCGAAUGUGCUGCUGGCUACAUCGGUCAAGCCGAGAGCGAAUGCCUGCUCCUGGACGGUUGCACAACGACCUUGCAACUAUCAGGUUGCCUGAAGCUCCAGCCUUGCCUGCCUUUGCAGCUGCAGCUGCCUCAUUCCGACCGCUACGAGAUACAAGGUUGUGACAGCGUCCAGCCGGGCCAGAGCUGCUUGGUCCGCUGCAGCGAUCCCUGGACGGGUCCGGAGGCUUUGGUCAGAUGCCCGGAAAACAAUCUUGACCCGAACCAGCCGCUGAUUGUGCCCGAGGACUGGUACAUGAACCGGCACGGUGUCAUGUACAAUAGCCUCUGGCCGCCGAAGUGCUCUUUACGAUGUGACUCGCUCAGCCCAGGCUACGAGAAGGUCCUCGGCGGCAGGUGGAGAUGCGCGCCUGGCUUCAUCGGGGAGGCCGUGACAAAGAGAUGCUACCAGCGUGGUGCCUGUGACCAGGCAGUUUCCCUCGAGGGCUGCAGAGAGCUGCUGCCGUGUACCAUCCCGGGCCUGGAUGCGUGCAAGUACGACGUCAGUGACUGUGGAGGGUUUCAACGUGGCACUAGCUGCGAGGUCAGGUGCCGGGCCCCCUUCAACGGUACCGCCAGCAUCAUGCAUUGUCCGCAAAACAACACUGAGCCUGAAGGAGGUCUCAUCGGCGAGCUGCCAGACUGUGAGAUCGAGGAGUGCAUGGAUCCUGUGCCGAUUCCUGCGAACUACGAGCCGAUCGAUGCAGCCGCAGGGCUGUGGAGUUGUGCUCCGGGCUACACAGGACUCGCUCAGAAGCAAUGUGUCGCCGAACUCACAGAGGAGCCCGAGAACAGGCUGAAGCAGGACCGCUACAACCAGUACGGGAUGCUGCAACCAGAGUGUGCUGUACGAGGCUUCUUCGAGGGCUGCGUCGUAGCCGAGCCCUGUGCGCAAUUUGUCAUCGAGGACACUUGCAUGUUCGCUGCUCCAUCCUGCAAUGCACAAAUCGUGGAGGGCCGUCUGGUGAUUGCAGCUCUCCAGCCGGGCGAAAGUUGCGAGGUGAGUUGCAAGGCGCCGUACAAGGCGCAGAGCAGCCUGGUGCAGUGCCCAUCGACGAACACGAACGUUACAACCCCUCCAGUCUGGACCCCGCCAGGCUGUGAGCUGGGUUGCCCGAAUGUGGCACCUCCACCUGGCUACGUCCAUGACUCCUUCGAUGGGUCACCAGAUUCAUGGGAUUGGAACGCCACCGACGAGUUGGAGGUUGGUGACUGGACGUGCGCCGAAGGUUUCACAGGCAAUGCAUUGAGGACUUGUCGGCUGCUGAGCGGGUGUUCCAGUGAAACGAUCUUCAGUGGAUGCUCUAGGCUCCUUCCCUGCCGCCCAUUUCUGACGCAAGCUUGCGGAGUGAACGAGAGCGCUUGCGCCCGUGCGCUGAUGCCGGGAGAGAGCUGCGCCAUUACUUGUGGCGAAGGCCAUGUGGGUGGUCCUUUCAUGGCCUCUUGCCCCGCGGAGAACACGCGACCUGGGAGGCAGCUCGACUUCGCAUCGGGGCCGCCGAUUUGUGAAAGGAUAUUUCCCGAGGGUGGUUGCUACGACCCAGUCCAGCCACCACCAGGCUACGUUCGGGCCAGCAACACGAGCAACUGGACCUGCGCGGAAGGCUUCGUGGGCUCUGCCCAGGAGGUCUGUGAGCAGCCAACGGGCGACUGUGGCAGCGAGCUGCAGCUGCGGGGAUGCAUCGAGCAGCAGCCCUGCAAGCUUCUGGAGCUGGACAGCUGCUAUUUCGAAGCCAUAGGCUGUGCAGGGCUCAUGGGCGGUGAGUCUUGUCAGAUCCACUGCCGUUCACCGUCGAUUGGCACGCCAGUGUGGGCAACGUGUCCCGUGGAAAAUGUGGACCCAGACCAGGAGCCCACAUUUACACCGCCAGUUUGCAGCAUCCCCGAUUGUGACCUCCCGGAUGAGUUUCCAGCGGGCUAUGAGAUGCAGGAGGACGUGCAGAAUGGAACGAUUCUCUGCGCAGACAAGUUUGCUGGUCGGCCGGAGGUGACCUGUGUCUUCGAGGAGGACUGCAGCACCGGGGCUCGUUUGUCGGGCUGCCUGCCGCUGCAAGCCUGUGCCGGUCCGGCGAGUCUCGACGCUUGCAGGCACAGCAUCAACCUCUGUCUGGACGGACCUUUGUUGGAUGUGCCUGGCGGUAAUGAUGGCUUCCAGACGGUGAAGCCUGGCGGAGAGUGCCAAGUGAGCUGCCGUGGUGCUUUCGUUGGUAGGGCAACGGUGGGAAGAUGUCCUCUGAACAACACGGACCCUUCGCAGCCUCUGAUCUACGAUCCACCUCUGGCAUGCGAGUGUCCGGACGAUCUGUCUCCAUGGCCAGAAGGCUACAAUCAAACCGGAGUUAUCAGCAACGACGGGCCCGAGCAGGAAGGCAGCUGGUACUGCGAAGAGGGCUAUGGUGGAGUUCCUCAGGGAUGCGCAACUCUGCAAACCUGCAAGCCGAUGAACCUCACGACGAUUCAGUGCCAGUAUGACAUCUCGAACUGCACUUCGCGGCUGGAUGGGGGUGAGACCUGCGAGGUUCUUUGCAGGCUCCCAGCUGUUGGAGACGGUGUCAUUGCGUAUUGCCCUGACGACAACACAGUUCCUGAUCAAGAGCUGAUGGCGGCAGAACUCGACCCUUUGACUGGAGAGACGAUUUAUCGGCCAUUUCAGUUUCCCUUGUGCGAGACUCCAUCAUUCUGCGCGGAUCCGGAUCCGCUACCUCCUGGCUACGUCAGGACCGGAACAGAGGGUGGAACAGCUGAAGACAAUUACGCGUGCGCUGAGGGCUAUUCCGCAUCACCGCGAGUCAAACGGACUUGUGUAAUGUCGAACACAUCUGAUCCGCUGGCGGCGUGCUCCCUGGAGCCUCUCUUCGAAGGAUGCCCUCCCAUUGUGAACUGCAGUGGAAUUGACGAGCGCAUGAUCGACACUUGCCGAUACGACGUCUCCAAUUGUCCCGAAUUCUUUGACCCAGGAAGCACAUGCGAGGUUUCCUGUCGUGAGCCCUUCUACAUCGGCACCGGUGCAGCUUUGGCGACCUGCCCCAGCGACAACACAGACCCGGAGAAGCAAAUCGAGUUUCCUGCGGACUUGGUAUGCACGAAGGCUUGCCCCGAGCCAGAUCCUGUGCCUGCGGGCUACGAGAAGGUGAACGGCGAGUGGCGAUGUGCAGCCGGUUACCUCGGGUCUGCUAUCGCCGAAUGCUUCGUCGACUCGAUCUUCAGCAGCAGCACAAGAACAGUUGUCUGCGUGGGCCGAGUGGAACUCACCGGCUGUGAUCCUAUGGCAUCUUGCCAGCCACCCACCUUGGAUGUGUGCAUCUACGACGUUUCAGACUGCAUCGAUGUGAUCGGUGGGACAAACUGCUCGAUUCGAUGUCGGAGCCCGCCCUAUGAGGGCACUUCGACAAAUGCUUCUUGUCCCUACGGGAAUCUCGAUCCUUUCCGUGUCGUCGACUUCGAGCCGCCCAGUUGCGAGCUGCGCUGUCCUGUGCAAGAGGUAUUGCCAGAUGGCUACAACUACAGCAAUGGGAGCUAUGUCUGCCUUGACUCAUGGUUCGGGUCGGCAACUGCAGAGUGUGUCGCCAAUGAGGAGGACUGCACUUUCGGCGUCGUUUUGUCAGGGUGUGGGCAGAGCUCGCCUUGUGUCGGUGUGACGUCCAACACUACCGGCGGAUGCUAUUUCGACGUCUCGCCUCAGGCUUGCUUGGCGGAGGACCCCACAUUCCCUCAGGCCAACUUCGGACGUGGCCCGGGAGGCAGCUGCACGGUGAGCUGCCGGCCCCCAUGCUCUGCACCGGAAGGCGAGCAGACGUUGAUCUGUCCGGCUUCAAACCUCAAUGCGCAACUGCCGCUCCAGGGCAUUCUUCCAAACUGCUCCUUCGAUUGCGAUCCUACGGACCGAAAUGGGGGCUAUGUGAAGGGGGCCGACGGAGAGUGGCUUUGUGCACAAGGCUUCGCCGGCGAGGUAAUCCAUCUCUGCAUGGCUGGUGAAGUCUGCGCGGACCAGUUGACCCUGGCUGGUUGCGCACCGCAGCAGCCCUGCCUACCACCAAUCAUCGAUGACACUCCCUGCAUCUUCGACGUCUCGGAGUGCGAAGGUGUUCCGGCUGGAGCGUCCUGCUUUGUGCGCUGUGCAGCGCCCUAUUACCUGGGCAGCAUCAGGCCUGCUUCGUGCUCUAUCAACAACACACGCCUGGACGGCCGCGCGGAGCUUUCAGUUCGACCAGUCUGCACUUGGAAUCCGGCGGAAUCAUGUCCUGAUCCGCCAGUUCCGCCAGCUGGCUACACUUUUGAUGACCAGACCGGUGUCUGGGUUUGCGCACCUGGUUAUGUGGGAACAGCUAUUCGGCAAUGCGCGCUGCGGCUCGCAAGCCCCAACUCCGCCCAGUGCGUUCCGGAGGCGACUUUCCUGGGCUGCCUCCCUCUGACACCGUGCAUUGAGCCGAUUGUGAGGGACUGCACGUACAACACGACGGCAGCGGCGAACCUGACGCCUGGUUCGACCGGCCUGAUCUACUGCAAUGUCCCUUAUGACGGAGUCCCAGGCAUCGCGCAAUGCCCAAUCGACAACAACCAAGAGGGCCAGGAGCCGCCAUAUGUGCUCCCUGAUUGCUUUCAUGCAUGCCCGCCAACAGCUGGAGAUCCUGUUCCGCCUGGUUUCAGCUGGCAGCCAGAACCGAAGGAAUGGGUCUGCGACAACGGCUACCGAAGCCCAGCCGAGGUGAACUGUACCACCAACAUUGCAUGCGAAUGGAAGCUCGACUUCGGUGGCUGCGAGAAGCUAGAGCCGUGUGCAGACUUGAACAUGACGAGCUGUGUGGUGGAUGGAGAUGCAUGCGUGGAUUUGAACUACGGGGACACAUGCACUCUGAGUUGCAGGGCGCCGUUCUUCGUGGGUGUCAGCACGAUCGCUUCCUGCCCCUCCGACAACAUCGAGAUGGGUCGGGAGCUCCAGUACACCCUCCCAAGCUGCGAGGUGACUUGUCCUGAUCCAGACACUCCCCCGGCUGGAUAUCGGAAGGCCGGUACAGAGUUUGGCGUGUGGGAGUGUGCCUCUGGUUAUGCGGGGACGGCUGAGAAAAGCUGCCACACGUCUUCGUACGAGGAUGGCUGUGUAACGACCACCGUGCUCAGUGGAUGCUUGCUUAUCGUCCCAUGUAAGGCACCGGAUCCCAGGACGCAGCCUCCAUGCUUCUACGACACCUCGAUGUGUCACUCCAUUCCGGCUGGAAGCAGCUGCACUAUCUCCUGUUUGACACCAUACACAGGAAGUGAGGGUCGAGGAAGCUGUCGAGUAAACAAUACGGAUCCGCACAGGCCCUUGGCAUACGAGUGGCCCAUUUGCUCGUUGGACCCAUGCCCAGAUCCGGAUCCAAUUCCACUUGGUUAUGUGAAGACCACAGGUGGUAACUUGUCCUGGCGCUGCGCCGAUGACCAUGUCGGCAUCCCCGCAGUUUCUUGUGAUGCUACGCUUCCCGAUGCAACAGCAGGCAUUGUGAACUGCAGCGUUGCGACAGUGCUCACGGGGUGCAUCGGCAAGGUGCCGUGUGUCCCUUUGCCAUUGGACACCUGUAUGCUUGACUCCUCGAACUGCAGUGCGGGCAUUCCAGCCGGCGACUCCUGUGACAUCCACUGCAAGUACCCCUACACCGGCACAUCCGGCGAGGCAAGCUGCCCAUCCAUCAACAGCGAUCCCUUCUUCCUGCCGACACUUGCUCCGCCCACCUGCAUCGUGGACUGCUCGCAACUGGAAUCCAUCUCUGUCGUGGGAUUUCGCCGGAAAGCCAACGACACGGGCUGGGAAUGUGAUGAUGGUUUCGGCGGCACUGUGCGAGAAGAUUGCUAUCUGGAGUUUGACAAAGAUGCAUGUGGCAGCCCGCAGCUGCUUCUCUCUGGUUGCUUUCCUCUGGCUGACUGCUUGGCUCCCAUGGUCGACCUUUGCCAGUUCAACGUGUCUGAUUGCCAGCAGGUCAUGCGAGGCAGCUCCUGCAGCGUCUCCUGUAUCUCGCCCUAUUCUGGGUCGUCCAGCGUGGCAACGUGCCCGAUGAUGAACACAGAUGCACUUCAAGGGCUCGAGCUCGUCCUUCCGGCCUGCAGCUUUCCCGUGUGUCCUGAUCCAGCCGUGCUUCCACUUGGUUUUGUGCAGCAUGAGAACGGCACCUAUGGCUGCGACCGCGACUACAUAGGCACCGUCGACCGCAGCUGCACAAGCCUUGCCUACUCGGGCACAUCCUUGGGGAAUGCUGCCGAAGGUCCAGCCUGCUACCCCGAAGCAGUGUUCUCAGGCUGCAAGGUUGUUGCCGAAAUCGUUCCGUGCCAGCCGCCGGUUGUUGAUCCCUGUCUCCACGAUGCUUCCUCAUGUACCGGGUCUUCGCUGGCUCCGGGUGGUAGCUGCGAAGUUGGAUGCCUUUCACCCUUCUACCAGGGCAGUCCCGUGCAGGCUUCUUGCCCACUCGACAACAUCAACACCACAGGAGGAUUGGUGUGGACUGCGCCGGUGUGUAGUCUGUAUUGCCCAGAGCCCACACUGGAGGAAGAGCCGGCGUACGGACGAAAUCCUGAAGGUGGCAGUAGCCAAGACAGCAGCGGAUGGAUCUGCAACCCCGGCUAUGCGGGCACGGCGCAGGUCACAUGUCAACUACUUCCUCCUGCCAGGGGGCAACAGUGCGGUGUGGCGAGGCUCAUCAUGUCUGGGUGCAGCCGGCUGGAGCCUUGCGUGCCGCUGCAAGCAUUUGCAAUGGACUUCCAGGUGCGCCUUCCGGCCCCGCCUCCUGCCCGCGGGGAGUGGCUGGAGGAAGCUGGAGAAGGCUUUGAAAUCGAUGUUUCGGGAUGUGCAGCCUUGGGUCCUGGCCAGGCAUGUCUUAUCGGUUGCCGGCCGCCGUUUAUUGGAGAUGUGGUGGAAGCACUUUGCCCCGUUGGGAACACGGAUCGAUUUCAGGCACCCAUCCCGCACAAGACUCCGCUUUGUGAGCUUCGAUGCCCGGACCCGCAAAGGGCACCGCCGGGUUACCAGCUGAUCAAGACAGCCCGCCAACCGACUGUGGGUGCCGCUGGCAAGGAUGGCGAGUGGCAGUGCACGUCGGACUUCACUGGCUUGCCUUUAAAGCACUGCAACGCAACUGCUGCAUGCAACGAAACCGGUGCGGAGCAGCUUGACGAGUCAGGAGACUGCACCAAUGCCGUCGAGCUUUCCAUCGAACUCACUGGCUGUGUGAAGCGGCAGCCAUGCCAAGCUCCAACACUGGACUCUUGCAGCGUGGAGAGCUUCGACUGCCCUGCAAAUUUGCUGGACCCCGGUUCGUCGUGCACAGUGCUCUGUCGCUUUCCGUUUGUUGGAGAUCCGACGAUCGCACGCUGCCCUCACGAGAACGUCCUCUUUGGGCAAGGAUUGGAUUGGACACCACCCGACUGCGUGUUGCCAGAAUGCUACGAUCCGGUUCCGGAAGGCUAUCAACAUGGUGCAGCUGGAUGGGAGUGUGCAGAAGGCUACUUCGGCUCGGCAGUACGCAGCUGCACGACGGAUGUCAAUUGUGAGCGCGAGGUGGCUCUUUCAGGUUGCACAAAGCUACAACCGUGCAGCUUACCACGAAGCCGCGAUCGUUGUCGCUAUGAUUUCACCUCCUGCCUUUCAGCGGUCGAUGGGCAGAGCUGUGAGGUGCGGUGCUUGGAGCCCUUCUACACGGCUGGCCGCUCACAAGUUGGCCUUGCGCUUUGUCCUGCAGGCAACGUUGACCCUGAGCAAGAGCUGCAAGUCCUGUCGCUGCCAAACUGUGUGCCGGAGUGCACUGUGGUGCCUCCUCCCGGCUAUGUCGGUUCUCUGGAGACAGGCUGGCGAUGCGGAGAGGGCUACCUGGGCACCGCGACCGUCAGCUGCACAGUGACAGAAGUCGGUGCCAGCUGCAUUGCUGACUUCCAGGCGUCGGGAUGCUUGCCUAUUCAGCCCUGCAUCCCAAAAGCAGCGGAGAAUCCUUGUAUGUACGACAUGGAUGAUUGCAGGGAGGUCAGUGCUGGAUCCACUUGCGAAAUACACUGCAAACAUCCAUUUCGAGGUAGCUCAGCAACAGGCAGUUGUCCUGCCGGUAACACGGAUCCCAAUAGGAUGGUGGACGCAGAUUUACCGGAGUGUUUCGUGAAGGCUCCGUGCCCAGAUCCGACAGAUGGAAUACCGGAAGAAUAUAGAUAUACUGGCAACAUUCUGGAGCCAGUUGAAUGCUCUGGAGGCUUUGCUGGUCCAGCUAUUCGGGAGUGCACAGCCAAACUGCUGCCAAACAGCACUGACACCUGUUUUGUCGAGGGCAGUUUCACUGGAUGUGCCAAGAUUGUGCCAUGCCUCUCCCCCGAGAUCGCGUCGAACGACUGUGAGCUUAACACUACAUGUGGGCCUAUGCUCAACGCCGGUGACAGCUGCGAGACUUCGUGCAACAGGCCACUCGAAGGACAAAUGACUGUGGCACGAUGCCCAGCGGACAACACAGAUCCGACGAUGCCAGCGAUUUGGACACGUCCAAUUUGCACUUGCCCGGAUCCGGCGAUCGUCCCUCCUGGCUUUGCCCCGGCUCUAGGGGCAUGGACAUGCUUGGCCGGAUACGUAGGGCAGGCAGCGAAGCUCUGCGAGUGUCGGGCAGAGGAGCCACUGUUGCGCGGUUGUUACUCGCCAGUAAUUUGCGGUGCUGCCGGCUUUUCCGAUACGGACACUCGAAGAGGCUUUGUGGGAGGAAGGAUCGAGUUUGGGCCCUCGACCUUGGAUGGGAGGACCGACGAAGAUGGUGUUUUGAGCUAUCAGGUCUUUUGGGCCGAUGACUGCGGGAUCCCUUUGCGGGAUUUCCCGGCCAUUCUUAGGGUGCCUCCCCGCACCUCCGGUGGUCCUUCGAGUCUUUGGCCUGAUGGUUGCUGCAAGACAGAUGUUUAUUCCUUGACAAUCCCGGCAACUGAGUUGCCGGCCGAAGCCCGGCAACUGCUGAUCCUCGUGCUCACAAGCUCGGGACCCGCACCCGAUGGGUUGGUCAUCCCGUUGGAGGAUAGCAAUUUCGAAGACACUGUGACAGUUCCGCCCAAAGGUACGGUUGGCAGCGAAGCCAGCGAACGGCGGACUUCUGGGUGGCUUCUUUUGUUGACUUGCUUGAUAGCAGUCAGUCGUGAGUAG
This is a messenger RNA of Symbiodinium sp. CCMP2592, 11211 nucleotides long. The record is from the annotation of a GenBank genome assembly. Lineage: Eukaryota; Dinophyceae; Suessiales; Symbiodiniaceae.